Neoarius graeffei (lesser salmon catfish) is the source of this 750-nucleotide messenger RNA. Its product is annotated as C-C motif chemokine 8-like. The record is from RefSeq and is a predicted model, not a curated record. The transcript has 3 exons. Lineage: Eukaryota; Metazoa; Chordata; Actinopteri; Siluriformes; Ariidae. Bases 182 to 511 code for a protein of 109 amino acids. Gene Ontology annotation, molecular function: chemokine activity; CCR chemokine receptor binding. Gene Ontology annotation, biological process: positive regulation of ERK1 and ERK2 cascade; inflammatory response; G protein-coupled receptor signaling pathway. Gene Ontology annotation, cellular component: extracellular region.
AUAUAGAGAUAUGGGUGACUUUAUAUCUACAGAUGAAGUAUGAGAUUAUAUCAGUAAUUUCAAAGGUGGUGCUGUUGGUGCAGCAGCAGUGUAGCAUUUGCUUCUUAUUUUGUUCAGUGAGUUUAAACUGGCAGCUCAUCCUGAGACAAUCAUACCAGUGAAGAUACCCUGAGCUAGCAAGAUGAAGAUAGUACUCGCACUCCACUUCUCAGGUGCCCUGCUUCUGCUACUGUUACUCACUGAGUCUCCAAAUCAAGGUGCUGAAGCCUUGCCAGUGACUUGUUGUCUGAAAACUUGUGAUAUCAAAGUACGAAGAGAGCAGAUAAAAAACUACAGCAUACAAGACACACCUUUAUGUCCUCUGAAAGCUGUGAGAUUUGUCACAAAGAAGGAUUUCACAUUCUGCUCGGACCCGUCCUCAUCUUGGGCCAUUAAUACUAUGGCCUUUUUGGACAACAGCGGCACAUUUAAAGGGAAUGGCACAACCAUGAAUAACACAUCUCCUAUUUAAUCCAAACUAUGACCAUUUUGUACUAAUUCUAACCAUUAAGCCAUAAUUAUCACUGUACUAAAGCUUUUGAGUCUCAGAGUCUCAAAAUGCAUUAUACAAACAUAGAUAUUUCCUCUUCUUUAUAAUUUUCCAACUUCUUGAAACAUGCAGUAUAUAUGUGAUUCUUUGUGUUGGAUAUAUGCUUUGUAAGCAUUACUAAUGUAUAUGUAUAUAUUUUCAGAAUCUUUCAAAACUUUAUA